AUGACAACAACACCUCAACCGAUCCACGCAUCUCCCUCUACCUCCAUUUCGGAAAGGCCACUAUCAGCUCCUCCCCUUCCCCGAGCGAGGGAUAUCCCAACGGAUUUCAAAUCUUCCUUAUCGGCUUGGUGGUCCACCUCUUCAUACAAGGAAGCUCGUCUAGCUGAAGAAAGGUUACUUAGGCGUAUGGCCGCUUUCGAACCUUCAUCUGCACCCGCUCAACAAAUAUCGAAAGGAUGGUUUGGAUCUAGCUCUUCGAAUAAACAAACCAUAAACAACGAUUUACCAGAGACUGAAAUUGGACAAAUCAAAGAACCUUUACCCAUAUCUUCCACUGGCUUAGUAGCGACUCUCCGAAAUGUGUUCAUACCUACUCCAAAUCCUACUUUGGCACCUCAACAUCCCGCUGACCCAAGAGACAUCACACCGGGAAGUGCAACGUCUUCUUCAACGGAUUUAUCCGGUGCAAGUGCAAGUACGAAAGAGAAGAAGAAGCAUCACCACAAAUGUAAGAAGGGAGAAGAAGGGAAGAUGGUUGAUUUCAUAAAUACUCUGGAAAUCACAAAACCUCAAGAUAAAGAUAGUAAAGAGGCGGUAGUGGUUUUACACGGUUAUGCAGCUGCUUUAGGCUUCUUCUUCCGUAAUUGGGAAUCCAUCUCUCUCUCCUCAUCAUCAACAGGUCGACGCACAUUCUUCCUAGAUUGGCUAGGUAUGGGCCUCUCUUCCAGACCUUCCCCCUCAUUACUGAACUCACCAUCCAACACACCAAUUCCAUCACGUGUAUCAAGGGCAGAGCAUUUCUUCGUCUCUUCUCUCGAAUCAUGGCGGGAAUCAGUAGGAGUAGAAAAGAUGAUUUUGGUCGGUCAUUCCCUAGGUGGUUAUCUCGCAUCAGCAUAUUCAGUUAGAUAUCCAGAGAGAGUAAAGGGUUUGAUCCUUUUGUCACCGGCUGGUAUACCCCAUGGACCUGAAUAUGUCAAAUAUCCCCUAACCUCCGAACUUACCUCGAGAGAUAAUGUACAAACGCAGACGAGAAGUCCACCUGAAACUCCUCAGGAACUGGACGACGCGACUGAUGCGGCUGAGGCGGAGUUGAACAGUGGUCCACAGGGAGAAGCCAAGGAAUGGGCGAAAAGGAGAGAAGAAAGUUUCGUGAGGAGGAAUAUGAUGAAAUUCUUCACAUGGGGAUGGGAACGCGGUAUGUCCCCAUUCAGUAUUCUACGAAGUGUUGGUCCCUUCGGCCCAUUAUGGGUCGGUAAAUAUUCGAGUCGACGAUUUGCCGCUCAGUCAGAAGAAGACGUGAGGGAUCUUCAUUCUUAUAUAUAUGGUACGAGUAUCAUGAAAGGUAGCGGAGAAUAUUGUAUCUCUCAUAUCCUUGCUCCCGGUGCUUAUGCGAGAAUACCUAUCGUCGAUCGAAUAAAUAGAUUGAAAGUACCUGUCACAUUCAUGUACGGUGAUAACGAUUGGAUGGACGUCAAAGGUGGUGAAGAUUCAGUGAAAUUACUGGAAGAAGCGGGCAACAAUCUAUCAUCAUGUCAUGUUAUUCCUAAAGCAGGACAUCAUUUGUAUUUGGAUAAUCCUGAUUAUACCAAUAAAUUGAUCGAUAAAACUAUUAAAGCGAUUCCCAAGGAACUGUCAUAG
Molecule: messenger RNA, 1638 nt
Organism: Kwoniella botswanensis
Lineage: Eukaryota; Fungi; Basidiomycota; Tremellomycetes; Tremellales; Cryptococcaceae
Exons: 5
Coding region: 1-1638 (545 amino acids)
Biological process (GO): phosphatidic acid biosynthetic process; lipid homeostasis; cardiolipin acyl-chain remodeling
Cellular component (GO): mitochondrial inner membrane; mitochondrion
Molecular function (GO): A2-type glycerophospholipase activity; lysophosphatidic acid acyltransferase activity
Source: RefSeq, a predicted model, not a curated record